AUGUCGAUGUGGACAACUUUAGGCCUGAUUACUUGGCUAAACAGUUUUUUUUCGUCAGGUGAGGAUUUAGCAGGGUCAAUGAACGCUAUGAAUCGAAUACCUUUCCAACGAAAUGUUGUUUAUAACAUAUGAAAUAAUCCCUUACUCUUACAACCGAUUCUUCAAAACUAAAUUUCAUCACCCUUCCUUAGGAUUCAGAGAACUGAUGAAAUGUAUUAAAUCAACAAGUGUUUCGAUUGCAGUUCUAAAACAAACCUGGUAGAAAAUUUUUAAUUGUCUCGUGACAAAUUGUGUAAUAUCACAAGCUCUCUCGGAUACUCCUGUAGCUCUCUCUUUUUUUUCUGUGCAAAAGAGUCCAAGUCGUACACGAUUGUUUGAAGAGGGGAAUUUCCUAUGAUAGACUAUAACGGAAGGAGAAACCUAGAUCUUGUUAGCUUUUAUACAACAGAAUCUGAACAACGCUAGCUUCUGGCCGAGUCGAAACACAUCCAUGGAUUUUCUUGUUAUGUCUUGUGUAAAAUCCAUCUACAUAACGCAAUCAACUUUAUCUCUCAAGUAACCCUCCACAUCAUUUUUAACUAGUUUUGAAAGGAGGGGGAAGAGAUGGAAGGGAUCAUUGUGUGCGUGUGUCUAGAUUAAUUUUUCUGUGUUUGUUUAUUUGUUCUCAGUCUUAGAGCAUAAUCGCUCGUUAUCAUAUGACCUUGCACUCAAACAGAGUUUGAUGACAGCUUCCACAUUGUAUCAACGUUUGCUUUUGGCAAACCCGUUUUCUAGGGUCGAUAUCAGAACAUUUCUCCUUAUCAGACAAUUUUUAUCACAGUUUACUAAUAUGUAAUCUGAUAGAAUCGCCGUGUUCUUGACAAGUUUUCGUAUCAGUCUUUCAGUAUGUGAGGGCCUGUUUACACACAGACAGCCCAAGCUCAUGUCUCGAGAAAAAGCCGACUAAUUCAUGAAAGCGUCACUCGUUGUGUGACACGGUGUUAAGUUACGAGAGGAACCGUUGAAAAUUUGAACACGUUAUAAGGAAUAGCAUGAAGAACGAAAUAUGGUCAAUUUACAACGAUAAAUAUUUCGAAGUAUGAACAUUUUACGCGUAAAAUCAAUAAAACUUACUCGCAUCCCGUGUGUCUGUUGUAGUUUUUGGCGAUUUCUGCUGUUUUAAGCUUGCUUUACCAUCACUGUUAUUCACGUCGCCUUUUGACAUGACAACCUCUCAAGGUGGGGUAGCCCGCCCAGCCGGGGUCGCUUUCAUGGCAAAAAGCUAAAAAGCGGAACAUUUAAACAUUUGUUGCUAUUUGCUGUCGUUGCUGCAUGUAAUGAACCCAUUUUCAUCUGAACGUCGAAAGCAAUCCAAAAUUGCUUUGGUUUGCGUAUAACCUCACGCUCUCAACCAAUUAGGUCAUAGAAUGAUAAAAACCAACCGCGUUAUCGUAAAUCGUGUUUUUCCCGUGUAACGGGAAGUCUACUCUGAGUUCUUAUUAUGAUAUUUUCCCUCAUUUUGAUGGUGGAUGUGACUAAACUAACUGCAUGUUCGGUUUGUUGCAGCAUCUAUUGUAGCUCCUGUUAUAGAUGUUUACAUUAGCAGUGAAGGUUGCGAUGAUCGGCCAAAGACACCGAACACAUGCGGAAUUGCUUACAUCAAGGUGAACGGCGAGGAUUAUUCUCGUCACGGCAGAGGACAUAAUGUUGUUGUUGUGGACGGUGCAACAGGUGUGUGAACCACGGUUAAUAUUUUACUUCUAAAUUCGUAUUUAUCAUAAGGGAUAGCUAGAUAAUGGUGACAAGCAAAGACCUCCUCUUGGCUCAGACAUAAUUCAAAUGGCCCUUCGGAGUUUCUCAGGAAGUUUUUUUCAUUAUUUCUUGGAAGAAUUAUGCGUCAAAGAGUGAAUAUUGUCGAAUAUUCCACGAGAAGACGUCUAGGACAUUAUUCGACCUAAAGAGACCACGAGAGCAUUUUCUCAUGUGCUCAUAAUUCAUUGAGCCCAAGACGAACAGUGUACCAGUGUAAUUUAAGAAAUGAACAUUGUAAAAGAUUCGGUUCGUGUACAAUUGCCGGUUCUCAAACUAGGCAUAUGUUUUUAUCUUAUUAUUUUUCUUAUCAUUCAGGUGUCAUUCUUGAUUCAAAAGAAUUCGACACAUACGGGAAUAUAUUUGCCGGUAACAACCUAAGGGACUACCUCAACAACAUUAGAGGAAAGUAUGUAACUUCAUUUCAGAUGUUUAGAUGUAGUGUUAUGUGAUACCUCACUAUUUGACCCUCACCUCCCAAGAACUGAUUGUUAACUCUCCCCUCCAGUUGCUACUCAUUUCCUUGUAAAUAAGUUACGAGAAUUUGGUUUUAGAUCAAGAUAACAACUUCUACCUAAUGCAUUUGAGUAUUCUCAUUACCUAUUUGCUGGAUAGUGAAUGGAUAUUGUAGGGAGAAGAUACUCGUUAAUCACUUCUGGGAGUUAAAGGGUUAACAAAAAGAUUCGAUGUUGCUGUGCGUCUGCUCAGUGAUAGAACACAGAUGACGUCAAAAUCAAGACCUAACCUGAAACUACUCUUUUUCGUCAUUGUAUUGCUUAAUAUGUUAUCUACUGCGCUAGCUAAUUAAGGCCACAAUUUUCAAUUCAUUAAUACUAAUCGCAUAACGUGAUGACGUCAUAAACGGAAUUCACUGCAUUACCACUUGCUAGUCAGAAGAACUGUGAGACACCACUGGAUUUUGAACGCAACUACUCCAAGCAUUAUUCAAUAAAGGAGCUGUUUAAAACCGUGGACUGAGUUAAUCUUCGACUGGCAAAAUAGUCAUUGCUUUGCUUUUUAUUUAAAAAUGUUUUUCCGUUAGCAAAAUCGUUUUGGUCGGUGUUCAAGACGAAGGUUCGAGAUAUGCUUCAUCAGCGGUUAGCGCUCUCAAAAGACUGGGGGCUCGUGAUCCUGUUCUUGGAAGCAUGCGGUCAUCUUUUGCAUUUGCUGGUUACGCGGGCACAGGACAACCAGCCUGGAUGACACAACAAAAGAUACAACAUUGGAACGCGAGAUUUCAUGGGCCCAGUCAAAUAACUCUGAAAAUUCCCCUUUCAUCAAGUAUGUCAAGUCAGUAUAAUCUGUUGCACUUAUAUUGUAGAUACCUUUGACCAACAGGUAAAUCUCUAAGAUCUCUUCGUUCUUAUAUGUUACUGCAAGUUACCGAUGUACGUAAAUCAGUGAAUAGAGCUUGAUCUUUGGUCUGGGUUUCUAACUUGAUCGACCAGUACUUCGAAAAAAGGUGUGCUUGUUUGUUAAAUUCAGCUCUCUUACUCGGUCUGAGUGAGCAUUGCUCGUGAGAGGAGCGAAAAGGUGAGAGAGGACGAGUUUCAUGGGCUGCGAGAAUGGACAUAACUACAUGCAGUUUCGGAAACUUGUGACAAUUUUUUUGUGCCCCCGAGCUCAAUGAAAAUAACCCCAACUAACUUUUUCUUACUCGCAGGAGGCUAUAAAUGUCAAAACCAAACUUUACAGGGACAAAAAGGCGUCAUUUACUCACCUAACUAUCCAGAAAUAUACCCAGAUGGGCAAUACUGCAUAUGGAGGAUCAUGGUGAAAGCAUCUUUUCAAGUGGCCUUAAUUUUUACACGCUUCAGUCUACAAUCUGAGAACAACACGGACGCUGUUUAUGUGUACGAUGGCAAUGACCAAACAGGGAAGGUAUUAGGAGUGUUCUAUGGGGGUCAGCCUCCCCCCAGGAAUGGAAUUUAUUCUUCGUCAAACAGCCUCCUUGUAAUAUUCAGCUCAGAUAAGAAUGGUUCUUUCUAUGGGUUCCAAGCCUCUUAUAACGCUGUUAAGUGUUUUGGUAAGAGUUUGUUGAUUGACAGUAUUACAAAAUUAUUUAGCGCAAUUUCAGAGUUUGAGAUGUAUCUUAAGAUCCUUGAAGACAAAAUUUUGAUACACUCGCACAUUUUAAGGAUACAUAAUGCUAAAAAUAAGAAUGGUUCUUUCUAUGGUUUCCAAGCCUCUUAAAGCGCUGUUAAGUGUUCUGAUAAGAGUUUGUUGACUGACAGUAUUACAAAAUUACUUAGCACAAUUUCAGAGUUUGAGAUGUAUCUUAAGAAGAUCCCCGAAGAAAAAAUUUUGAUACACUCGAACAUUUUACAGAUAAAUAGUGCUUUAACUCUUCUGUUUGUUUAAUUUGCAGGAGCCCUUGGAAUGGAGAGUGGGGCGAUUUCUGGUGCCCAGAUAACUGCUUCUUCGCGAAUGAACAACAACAGCACAUCAAGACAGGCGAGACUGAACUUCAUUGAACAGGGAAUCAAGCAAGGGGGGUGGUCGUCUCUUAAAAAUGAUCGUAACCAAUGGCUUCAGGUGGAUCUUGGCAGUCACACCAUUGUGACAGGUGUGGCGACUCAAGGGAGGAACUCAACAAAUUGGCGACAGUGGAUAAAAACUUUCACGUUACAGUUUAGUUUUGACGGAGUGAUCUUCCAGUCAUACAAAGAGCCAGGGAAAAUGUCAGCAAAAGUAAAGUGUCUUUGAAUUAUCACUCUAUGAAUUCAUUCCGUCUGAAACCUUCUCUGAAUGAAUUUUCCCUACAACUCUCUUUUCAAGAGGUCAUGAAAAAGAAGAGAUUCCCAUGAAACUUACCUACAUGUACCAUAACCUUAUAGUAUAACGUUUUAUGGCUUUUCUAGUAUUGCAUCGAUCAAUUAAUACACCAAAAAAUGUUGUGAUCAAUAGCAUCGUUUCUGGGUUUGACUUGGCUAACUUUAACAAAAUCUAAAGACACGAAAGGAAAAUUCGUUCGGGAUGAUAAACUCCAUUUUUUUUUUGACAAAAAGUUGGCAGCUUUACGAAUCAGUGAAGUUUCGUCAUAAUCUAAUAAACCUUUAAAACUACGAUGUAUGCAUAGGACCAAAUGACACUCAUUUAAGUUUAUCAGUCUUUCCAAAUUUUGUGUAUAUAUGAACUGUCCUGCGAAGGCGAGGUAUCUACUUGAGCUCAGCUGAUUUUGGUUUUAACUAUCAGGUACUUCACGCCAAUCAAGACAGUGAUAUAGUUGUGUAUAACAAGUUGAUCUCACCAAUCACAGCUCGUUAUAUCAGGCUUUUACCAGUCACAUGGCACAACCAUAUAUCACUCAGAAUGGAGCUUUAUGGGUGUCGAGGUAUUUCAUAACAUUAUGGUCUCUUAGUUAGAAAAAAUUACAUUUAGUGUUACAAAAGGAACACAUUUCGCAGACGCCGAGAUGGGCGUAAAACACCUUUGGACGUAGAAGGCAAAUUUAAUAUGCAAACAAAUUAUAGUACAGUAAAACCGACCAAGAGAAAAUAGUGUACAAAACUGGUCAAGGAAAGAAAACCUCCUAAGAAACAAAAUGUUCGAAAUCAUGUUAAAACGCCUUUCGUGUUUCUUCUAAAUUAUUUUCCUGUCAAAGAGCGAAGGGAACCUUAGUAUCUUAUUACACUUUUGAACUCUUGCUUGAAAUCAAAUUUUUCAAAAAACAUAUGCAGGUGUUUGAAGCAGUGGUUUAGAGUACUGAUCCUUCAUAAUUUUCAGAGCUUAGCCUAUGAUCUUUGAUCAUGCAAGAAUUGCUUCUAAAACUUGUACCCGACUUAUCUUCAUCCUGAUAGAUUAGAGUGAAAGAUUCCUGUCUUGAAAAGGAUAUUAAAGCACCUUUUUGAGUUUCCUUUCUGAUUAAACCCAUUCAGGUUGUUCCUCACCACUUGGCAUGGAGAGUCAGGUUAUCUCCGAUGCCCAAAUCACUGCCUCCACCCAAUGGAAUAAUGACAAUUCUGCAAAAUUUGCACGGUUAAACUUGGGCGGCUGGGUUGCCAGAGCAGUCUAUCCUAGACAAUGGCUUCAGGUGGAUCUUGGAACUUACUCAAGCGUAACAAGUGUUGCAACUCAAGGAGUGAACUUACGAGGAUGGCGAAAAUGUUGGACAGUUAGUUACAAUCUACAAUACAGUGAUGAUGGAAUAACCUUUCAUUUUUACAAGGGUCCUGGAGAAACUCUACCCACGGUAUACACAGAAAGUCACAUUGAAUUGAAUUUGAAAAUGCUCAUGGCUUACGUUUAAAAAUACUUUUUUAUGGUUAUAUGAUUAUUGCGGUCUGAGCUUGGUUUCCAGGGAGAAGUUAAUCACUAUGUUAUCUCCUUUGGCGUCAUGCCAUGCAGAAAACUUUUUAUUUCAUAGUCACUCAUGCAUUCGUUACGGCAGUUAUGUGUGCAUAAUUCGUUUUAGUAGAGGGACAGCACUUUUCUUCUGUUCUUUCUAUUAUACUUCUACCAAAAGGGAACACAGUAAGAGUUAAGUCUUAAUGGUAACAAUAGUGUGAAGUGCAAAAGUCGAUAAUAAGUUGUGUUAUGUUUCAUGAUCAUUUUACAGGUGCUCAGUGGGAAUCAAAACUUCCACUCAGUUGUGUCAAACAAGUUGAGGCAACCAAUUACAGCUCGUUACAUUCGAUUCAAACCUUUACUCUGGAAUUAUCGAAUUGGAAUGCGAACCGAGAUCCAUGGUUGCCUAGGUAUUGUCAAAAUAUUAUUUUAUUCAGGGGGAGUAGGGAAGCUCCCAACAAGUUUGAGGCUUAACAGGAAUAGACUCAUCUAUAAAUAUCAAAUUUUAAAAGUGUUAAAAAUUUGAUACUUCAUAAUUGUUUCAAACCGUUUCCCAUAUCACAAAUCUUUGAUUGAAGACUAAAGCCAUGCUUUCAAAACAGUUAAUAAACAAACAUUUUUGUGGCUGUAGAAGUCAUUUCUAGUGUAACGAAUGAAGACUUGACUUCUUGAAAAUAUGUAUUGCCAUUUUCUCGUUAAAGGAAAGCUUCUUCAAUUUUUAGUAUCUUUUCCUUGUCAUAGUGUAUUCUCUCUGAUUUAUUCGUGGAUAAACUGAAGGUGUAUGUAACGAUGAUCGCGUGAUAUGAUCAUUGAAUUUACGCCUAAGUUUGAAAAUUUUCAGUUGAGGCAGAUAUUUGUAAAGUAUCAAAACGUGAAAGAUACCUAGAAGCUAGAUUUCAGUUGCAUAUUAAUAGUAACAUUAUAAUAGACUUAUAUCAAAAUUCAUUCAUUACAGAGUGCACUGUCCCUCUUGGAAUGGAAAGUAGGUCGAUAUCUGAUGCGCAAAUCACCGCCUCUUCGCAAUUGAAUGGAAACCACUCCGCAGUACAGGGCAGGUUGCAUUUUCAAGCCGUGGGAAACAAAGCUGGAGGGUGGUCGGCUCUUACGAGCGAUAUAAACCAAUGGCUUCAGGUGGAUUUUGGUAGUUACACUCAUGUGACACAACUGGCGACUCAGGGGGUGAACGGAAUUGAUGAAUGGGUGACCAGAUACAAGUUGCAGUAUAGUGAUAAUGGACUGACGUACAAGUUCUACCAAAAAACUGGGGACACUUCGGUCACGGUAUGGUUUAUCCUCAUUUAGCGCAUUUUAUCAACGGAGUUAAGUUCUGAUGGAAUUAAUUAUUUUAUGAAUGAAAAUAUACAUCUGCAAAUCCUGUAAUUUAAUGCUUGCACUCAGUAUGAACUGGACAUAACCACGGGUAAGGAGGCACUCUGUUAGUGUGCCACUGCAAAAUGAGAUAUUUAUUUCUUUAGUUAUUCAUUAUCACUUGUUAUUUCAAUUGCAAUUCUGAAAGUAAAGCCGGCUAAACAAACGAACAAACAAACAAUAGAGUAAGUCAUCGCAAUUCAGACUUCAAAUAAGAUCUUAAUUUGACCGUAACAUUCAUGACGAUUUUCAGGAGUUUAAGGGAAACCAAGAUCGUAACGAGGUUGUGUAUAAUACCCUUCGUCCGCCACUCAAAGCGCGCUAUGUCCGCAUAAUCCCAACACAGUGGAAUAAACAUAUCUCCAUGAGGAUAGAGCUCUUUGGAUGUCCAGGUAUUUGUGCCUUUCAAAAUAUUUUCUUGAUAGGUUAUCUUGGUGUUUUGUCUUUCAUCGAAAGGCACUUCUUUGGCGAAGCAGGAGGCAGAAUGGCUAAAUAAAGAUUAUCAUAUAAAUUACGGUGUUAUACAAGGAUUUCCAGCGAGAAAAGCCUUAACAACACACGUGAAAAAAUACGAUAUUUUUUGAAAGUGUGUUUGAUAUCGCCAAUCAGCUGCUGACACGUCACUCGUCUUUCGCGCUACUCGGUCAAGUUGACAAAUGAACGGCAAAGCCUUCAAGAUUCUUAAUAAAAGGUAGUUUGUCGGAACUUUUUUCGGAUUAUGCCAGCUGAAAAAUUAAAAACUCUGUGUUGCUCGCAGAAAGUGACGUUCAAACUUUCCUAGAACGGGAAGAAAACCAAUAUAAGAAAAGAAAUAUCGAAAGUUGCGUACUCAGUGGCUUUGGUAAUGGCAUUACUCACGGCUGAGAACGAAAAUUGAUUCCUGAAAGAUUUGCCAGAAGUCAAUUUUGGCCGUUUACCUGAAAGACUUCUUCUCAUCGGCAGAAAUAUUGGACAAGAUGGCGGCAAUGCUCGCGCAUUUCGUCCAUAAUGGCGUCCAAAUAAUAUAAGAAACUGUAUGGAAAUUUGUAAAAUUUCUAAAAUAUAACAGGAGCUCAUGAUCAGUACUGAUUCUGCUAUUCAUCAAACCUCACAGGGACUCGAUAAAUAAAACCACUUACUUCCCGAGCCAGUUCUUUUGUCAUUGAUCUUUGACCUAGGUCGCCAUACAGUUCUUCAAAAUCCGUCGUUCUCCAUCCCAAACACUCGCCUAUUACAGGAAAGUGCAUCAAUAAAGUCAACUGCUCUCGAUCGAAUUGACUGCUACAGAGUUCGAAGCGUCCAAAUAUCCUGCAAAAUUGCCAUUUCCUCCCAUCGAAAAAGUUCCCAACGCGCCAGAAUAUCCCUUAUUUUCCAUGUUGAGUAAGUGUCGAGACGCCAUAUUGAAAACUAUGACUGAAAUGGUUAAACACGAGCAACGCUGAUCUUCGAAUCGUCGGUCAUAUUUGUUUAUGUUCUUGCAGGGAAAUAAAUUAGUUCUCGGUCCUUUUCGGAAUAAAAAUAUGCCAGGCAUUGAAUGUAAAUUCAGUAGUUUUAGCGCGAAAAUUAAAUUAAAGCAAAUCAAAAUUCUGACAUCAUGUCAUCGCUUUGCCUCGAAAAAUCCCAAAGAUUUACUUGCAGGUCUUCUUUUCUUUUUCUUUUCAUCAAAUAGAAGAUCUGCGGUGCUCAAAUUGUAUAAGUCAUGGUACGAAACACUCUUCUUUGCAGAUCGAGCCGUGAUCGCUGCCAUAUUGAAUUCUCUUGAUAUUCUAUUGUUCCGGAGUAUUUUUCCCAACUUUAUUGAUUGUAUUAAAUAACCUGCAAGAGCGCAUUUUUCCGCAUUCGCAGUAGAGCUAAAAUUAGGCGAUACCUAUCCCAGAGUACUACUGAGGCUAUUGUUCACGCUUACAUAACAUCGCGUUUGGACUAUUGUAAUGCCUUACUGUAUGGUCUCCCGAAGUAUCUAAUUAAUAGACUUCAGCUUUUACAGAACUCGGCAGCUCGCCUUGUUACCUUGACUAGAAGGCAGGACACAUUGAAUCACACCAGUACUAAGGAGCUUACUUUGGCUGCCAGUCCAUUAUAGGAUAGUUUUCAAAAUACUGUCGCUGACUUAAAAUGCUCUGAAUGGACUGGCCCCAGAUUACAUUAAAGACCUAUUGAAGUAUCAUGACUCCCGUCGCACACUAAGAUCCUCAAACAAUAGGUUGCUUGAUGAACCUAGAGCUUAAGAAUCUUAAAACGUAUGGUGAAAGGGCUUUUUCCGUGGCAGCACCAAGGCUCUGGAAUAAACUACCACCCCAGAUCAGGCUUUCAUCAUCAGACGCAAUUUUUAAGGCUAAUCUUAAGACUUAUCUUUUUAAGCGUGCAUUUCAUUUAUAGUUUUUACUUGUAGUUAUAGUGUAUUUAAUUCUUAGGAUUUUAAUUUUUAUGGUUUUUACGGUUUUUAGAGUAUUGUAAAGCGCCAUGGACUAUUAAUGAACGAUGGCGCUAUAUAAAUGUAUUUAAUUAAUUUAAUUAAUUGUUGUGUACGUUUGUAGCCGUCAAUCUUUUCUCAAUAUCCUAUUUGCCGUGUAGUGUGAUUCUGAGAAUCUGGUGGUAAGAUCAAAUGAUAUUCACUAGUUGAUAUUUCGCCUCUUCUUAUUAUUUUUUCCACCUGACAUUGAUGUAAAGCAAAAUUACUUGAUAGUGAGAACGUCAUUUUUAGGGCUGACUCAAAUCUGUCGCGGCUGUUUGUUGUUAAACGCUACACGGACUAAUUGUCGACCAAAGAUCAUCCAGUUGUGGGACUACCUUAUAAUUAUUCUACUUCUGAAGCUUAGUGGAAAAGUUGUCGAUUACACCUCAAAAAGGAAAAGUCAACGUUCUUUGACUAGGCAAAUAAGCUGAUUUUAACCAUGGCACGAUUACACGUUUUUUGGAUCCGAAAAGGUCUUCUUUAAGCCAUCGACAAAAUGAUUCAUAGGACGCUUCCUAAAAAUGACAAUUGUAAAACUUAUUCCACUUGAAAAUGAAGGAAUAAAUUAAGUUACUUAAAUUUCCCAAACCAAUCGCAACUUUGGUAAAUAACAAAAAGUUUAUACGCAUACACACAAAUAAAUUAAAACCAAAAUGUUAGUGGCGGAGAAUGGAAGGGAAAGAAAGGAAAGGUGUCAUCAGCAUUUCGUCAGUAAGUAUGACUCGACAAAAAUCAUCAUAUCACAAAUCACGUACCCAGGCUGGGAAUUUGGUUAGGAUAAUUGAUCGUCCUUUUUCUCCUUUAGAUUGCAUUGCACCCGUCGGUAUGGAGAGCGGACUGAUCUCCGAUGACCAAAUAAGUGCAUCAUCACAAUUGGAUGAUAAUCAUGCGCCAAAGCGCGCCAGACUGAAUACCAAGAUGAGUGGGAUAAAACAGGGAGGUUGGCUUCCUCUAACAAAUGACCGUAAUCAAUGGCUUCAAGUGGAUCUUAAUAGUUACACUCGAGUAACACGAGUAGCAACUCAAGGGAUGGAUGGCUAUGAGCAGUGGGUGACAUCCUUCCAGUUGGAGUACAGUAUUAACGAAAUCACUUUCAAGUCUUACAUGGAAAGUGUUGGCAACCCCAAGGUAUGUGGCGCCUACUAAUUCAGUGCAGAGCUACCUUGAGAAUUAUUGGUAUGGUUAAAAUACUUCAGAAAUAAAUUUAAAUAAGAGAUUUUAUAAUUCUAUCAAUAUUUAUUUGUACAUGCAAUCUGGCUAAAAGCAGUCUUACGACAAAAAAUAAACAAUUCAAGCGGCGUUAAUUUUCUCGCUAUUGUUGCAAUUCGACGAAUUUGUAUCAAGCAAAGGAAAGUGGCUUUCUGACCCAAUGAGAGCAAAAGCCAUGAUACACUGUAGAUCUCAAGGGAUGGUUUCCAGCCAAAGAGCCUCUCUAGUAAUUGAGUAUUUUCCUAAGCUGUACAAACCUCCACUAGAGAGUGUCAUUCAAAUAUAUCACAAAAGGCAGACGCAGAGCUCUUUUCUUUCAUUGUUAAUCAUCCGCAAGCCUUAUGCAUCAAUUUUGAUGCUUUCUGUGUUUUUCUCGCUUAGAUAUUUCCCGGCAAUGGUGAUAGUGAAACUGCUGUUUUCAACAUUCUUAAACCUCCAAUCACAGCACGAUACAUAAGGAUCUUACCCAUAGCGUGGCAUAAAAACAUAGCGAUGAGAAUAGAGAUCUACGGUUGUACAGGUAACGUUUUAACAGUAACAAAUGAUGCCGAUAAAAUCAAAUAGGGGUGCCUUUUAACAGGCCUUUUUUACCUCGUGGUAUGACGUAGGUCUUACCGUAAGGUUUUUCAGUAUGGAAGGAAAAUUCACUCAUUCACUAACUCACUCACCCCAUUCUGUGAUCUGUUAGACAAUUAAUGUAUGCAUUAAAACUUUGAUCAAACGCAUCCUCUCCUGCCUCCCCGUAUUAGGCUUACCUUUGUUCCUAGUAUUAUACUAUUGUCUUCCGUUCAAUAACCUAAGGAUUGAAACUAAGGGCGAAAUUUUUACCUGAGUACACUCAGUUAUCAAAAAAGUUCAAAAUGGCAUCUGUCGUUGGGCAAAAAGGUAAAAUGAUCCGGCUGAUUUUUCCUUCUUUUCGCUCCAUCCUUGAUCAAAAUGCAUCCGUUUAGACCUCUUGAACAAAGAGUGAAAUUUCAUUUCAAUUUCAAAUUCAUAAAAUCGACAACGAUAAAAGUCCCAACAAUCGAUAUGGAAAUAUCUUGUUGGACCGUGCGCUAAAAUCAUCAAGGCGUUGGCUCCAUUCUUGAUCAAAGUAAACCUUUGUAGACCUUGGAAACGAAGAGCAAACGUGCAGAAGAAUACUCAAUUAGAAAGAAACUGGCUUCAGUCAAAGUCUUGAAAUCAGUAAUUCUUGUCUUCAAAUUGAUUACCAUAUUUUGCGGUUUAAAGGUUAAGAUUUCCUUUAUUAACCACUAUAGGCGAUUUUAUUCUUUCUUUAAGUUAAUUUCGCGUAUCUGUUCCGGCUAUAUUUUACAUAUAUUUGGUAGCUUAUUCAUCAUGUUUUGAGAUUUUUAUGAUUUCAUUUUAUUUGAUCAUUCACCUUUUGAGCUACUUCGUUCCUAGAGCGUAAAUCUUUUGACAGAAUUUGAACGUAUUAUAUUACUUGCUUGUGCACAGGUUGAAUUUGCUAUCAUUUGCAGAUAGUUUUGUCACUGAUUGUGAAUAUAUGAAAAUCAAAUAUGUGAACUGAGGUUUAAUUAGGAAAUGGAUAUGAAUACUUCUGCUUGAGUGGUGCUCAUUACUGCCAAGAUCGCUUUCGUAUUCCUUUCUUUUUCUUUUCACUGUUUGGCCGUUAAUUCAUGUGACUUUUAAAUAAUUGUCGUCUUGGUUUACUUUUGGCUCCAAGUUUUGGUGCCCUGGCUAACGCUUCUAAAUUGAUCAUCACGCCCUAUUGGAAAAAGAUGGUAAAGAUUUAAAGCUCUCACCUCUCAAAUGAAUAAUUAUGACAUCCCAUGAGGUACUUCCUCGGAGCCUAUGAUUUGAAAGUAUACCGGCAAAUAAAGAAUCAGUUUUAAAGUAAAAGGAUAAAUAACAAAAAUAACGCAGAUACAAAUGUAACAUCGCUCGAGAGAGUGGAAUUACAGUCUGAUGCAGGUAAAUUAGAGCUACCACGCGCAAUGUAAUUACAUUAACUCAAUCAUUGUAAAUAGCUCUUUAGCUUUUAAUUUUUAACCUGAAGAAGGCUGAAGGGCCGAAAUGUCGUGCAUUAAACUCGUCCAGAACAGUCAAGAGUUGGCCUCUUCGUUACGUCCUUAUAGUGCACUUAACUCUAUAUAUUAUAUAUAUAUAUAUAUAUAUAUAUAUAUAUAUAUAUAUAUAUAUAUAUAUAUAUAUAUGAGAUUCUAAAACUCGAUUCUUCGAAAAGAAUCCAGAUCUUUUCUCUUUUCCAAGCUCCAAACGAGUUGAACGAUGUCUUACUCAAUUACUUUAUGUUCACUUAUUUCAGUGUGUAGCACACCUCUUGGAAUGGAAAGUGGAGCAAUCAAAGAUGCACAAAUAACCGCCUCUACACAGUGGGAUGGCAAUCAUGACACAUCAAGGGCUAGGCUAAAUUUGAAGUUGACUGGAGUAAAGAGAGGAGCCUGGUCAACUCGUGUACUGGAUCUCAAACAGUGGCUUCAAGUCGAUCUUGCCAGCUAUACCACUGUGACCGGUGUCGCGACUCAGGGAAGGAAUGCACCACGAUUACAGCAGUGGGUGACUAAGUACAGGUUGCAAUAUAGUACUGAUGGAGUGAACUUUCAUUUUUACAUAGAAAAAGGCGACAACUCAUUCAAGGUAUUUUCGUCUUUCUUCUUGUUUUUUUUUUAUGUUUGGUAACAGACAUGAGUGAUAAAGAGUGCGAAGGCCAGCCACGGUAGUGAUGUUAUAGAACUACUACUAGUGCCAUACAAAAUUUACCCAUUUCAAAUUCUAAAUGCAAUACGUUUUCCAGAAGAGAAAAAAAUCACUUUCAACCGUACGGAAACUUUAGAAAUCAUGGUAAACUAUGAAAGUGAAUAUUUUACAAUCCAAGUAAAUUAAAGCUGUCAAAGGCGAGGAGAUUUGAUAGGAAAAAUUCCGGCGGGAUAUGCUUUGUGGUUUUUCCUCCUUAGCCAUCUUCGAUUAAAAAAAAAAAUUCUCCACAGUAAAUCUAUUCAGAUUCGUAACAAGUUAAACUUCAUUCAUCUUCUGAAGGAUCAAUCCGGUUAUAGAAGACUUGUCCUCGGCUCUGUAAUGAGUCUCAGAAGUCAGCAUAAAUCUACUUGUCGCAAUGUCUCUAUAGAAUAAGAGAUGAUGAUAUUCUUUUCAGGUGUUUAGUGGUAAUCAAGACCGAGACAGCAUUGUGUACCACAAAUUGGUGAGGCAAAUUACGGCACGUUACAUCCGGUUCAUUCCGGUGGAAUGGCAAAGUCACAUCUCUAUGAGAGUGGAAAUCUAUGGCUGCGCAGGUACAUCGUGGUGUAUCUUAUUGUUGCUGUUGCAGUAGUUGUAUUAAUUUGUACCUACCUCAUAUUACUGGUGACCUUAAUCUUUCAAAGUAUCAUUCGCAUUAGCUUUUAUAAAAUACUUCAUUACAUAAACGCAAUAAUGUAACAUUAAAGGUUGAAACAUUCAGUAUAAGAUACAACAGCUAAAAGAAAUGUCCUAAUUAAAUAUUACGUGUAGUUGAGAAUUAGAACUAACAUAUAAAUAAGGCAAUGCAUUAAAGGCAUUUAAUUUUCUAUCAAAGCAAAUUUCAGUUGAUCACCGGUAGUGAUCCUAGAUUGCUUUGAUUUUGCUUUACUUUGCACUGUGAUUGGUAUGGAAGAUUCGCGCCACCAUCUCUGCCACUAAAACCAAUCCCAACAGGUACAUCAGAAUCUGCCUCACUGUUACUGUUUCAGUAGUGGUACAGAUUGGAAUCAAGACUUGUUGGAACCUCUUUCAUAUUAGUUGUAAACUUUAGAGGGUCAUUCGCUCUAGUUUUUAUAAACUGUUUCAUGAAGUGAACGCAAUAUAUAAACAUUAAAAGUUGAAAUAGUAGUCUGGAUAAAAACUGCAUCUAGAAAGUGUACCUGAGUCAAACACAGGUAGUUGAGAACUCGAACAAAUACUAGAACUAGCCAUUGCAGAAAGGACAGCUCUCUCAGACCACAUCUUCGAUUACGUCUGUCAAUUCUCGACUAGAAUAGAUUUCGAUUAAUUAUAUCAAAAAGUGAUCCUGGAUUGCUUUGAUUUUGCUGUACUUACGCUCUGUGGUUGAUCUAGAAAACUCGUGUCAUCAUCUCAGCCAAUCAAAUGAAAAACUUAAACCAAUCUCAACUUAGUCACUGGCGUUUUCCGGCGCGCUUCAAGCGGGUCGCCUGUGCAGCAAAUCGGAGAUUGGUCAGCUCAUUCCAGCAAUAGAUAGACAACCCCAUUCGCUUUUUCUUAUUCUUCUCGCUCUUUCUCUUUUUCUUCUUCAUUUUACUUCUUCUUCUUCUCUCUUAAUUUUUGCCCUUUUUUUCAAAACAAUUCAGGAUGCUUUGAACCGCUUGGUAUGGAGGAUGGAACGAUCACUGAUGUCCAGGUCACUUCUUCUACGCGACUGGAUGACAACCAUUCACCAAGUCAGGCCAGGUUGAAUUUUAAAGAAGACGAAAACAAGGCUGGGGGAUGGUCAGCUCAGACAAACGACGAAAACCAAUGGCUGCAGGUCGAUCUUGGGAGUUAUACUAGGGUGACACGCGUGGCGACUCAAGGGUUGAAUGUCAACAACGAGUGGGUGACCAAGUACAAGUUACAAUUCAGUGACGAUGGAAAAAACCUCCAGAAUUACAAGCAACAGGAUGACAGCGAAUGGACAGUAUGUCUUAGUUAGCUGUCCUCAAUGUGACAUACUGUUUUCAACAAAUGCAAUAAUUUUGAAACAUGCGUUUUUUACUUUCUUGGAAUUUUACUAUGACACAUAGUUUGACUCUGAUUACAAAUGAAAGGUAAGGGCCUUGAAGAGACAGUGUUUGUCACUUCCGAAGGCCCUUCAAAAAAUAGACUUAAUCCAUGCUGCUUAAAAUUUACAGGUGCUGAAUGGGAAUAAAGGAAGUGAUACCAUUGUAUAUAACAAUCUGAAUCCUCCAAUCACAGCAAGGUUUAUACGGUUUAUACCAAUCAGUUGGCACAAUAAGAUUUCCAUGAGAACAGAGAUCUUUGGCUGUCCAGGUAUGGCGAUUAUUAAUCUGGAUUUUAGAAUCCGCUGGCCAAAAAAACGUUAGAAAAACAAAUAACUAGAUUGACUGAGAGGCUUGAUAGGACUUCAAGAUCAGCUGUCAAAUUUUAAAAACAGUCUUUCAGCCACAGGCAUAUACCAGCGAGUCAGAAGGAUCUCAGCGUCGCAACAUCAUGUUUCGUACAUUAUUGAUUAGAGAAUUUUUGAGAGAAAUAGAGGGUGAAGUGAGAUGAAUGCGUGGGAUAUCAUUUUCGUCUUUAAUUGAAUAAAUUUUGACUGAAAUCAACCAAUCCUUUUUGUGACUACAAUAGUUUAUCAGAGGCAAUUAUUGAAAGAGAAAGUGAAUAAAAGUGUCGUGUAAAGUUUGGAUAGUAACUGUAUCUGACGCUUAUCUCUUAACAACAAAUUCAGCAUGUAUGACUGCCCUUGGAAUGGAAAGUCAGACAAUAGAAGAUGCUCAGAUAAGUGCUUCCUCGCAACUGGAUGGAAACCAUUCUGCAAUACAAGGUAGACUACACCUUACGAGGAACGGUCAAAAGCAAGGUGGCUGGACGGCUCUCACAGAUGAUCGUAAUCAGUGGCUACAAGUGGAUCUUAAUACUUUUGCGCGGGUAACGGUAAUAGCGACUCAGGGAAGAAACGGAUUCAAAGAAUGGGUAACCAAAUACAGCUUGCAAUAUAGCGAUGAUGGUGUGACCUUCACGUUCUACAAGGAAUCUGACAGCAACUCAGAAAAGGUGUGGUAACAAUUUCACAGGUAAAACCCCACUUUAUAGGCCUACCCUAUAGGCUAUUUUUCACAACGAAAUAAAUCAUUAUAGAGCAAACUAUUUAAAAUAGAUUACUACCAUGGACCUCACUUUAGUUUAUGAACGUAUUAGGGAUGUUUUCCCUUACCCAAUACAUUCUGCACUACAGACGUGAAUGAAAUAUCAACUAUGACGCACCUUGAAAGGAGAAACAAAUGGGAGUGUCCUCAAACAAUGUUUAAAUCUUAGAAUAUCUCUUUAAAAUCUACACUCAUUGUACUUAGGUUUUUGAUGGAAACCGAGAUUCAGAUACUGUCGUAUACAACAAACUAACUUCGCCAAUAACAGCUCGGUACAUACGGCUGAUACCAAUGACGUGGAAUAACCACAUCUCGAUGAGGAUGGAGUUAUAUGGCUGUCCAGGUAUUUUGCAAUCUUUGAACUAGUGACUAUGCCAACAUUAUCGAACGUAAUUGGUUACAACAGACAGAUAAAAGCACUAAGAAAGCAGUUCAGAUGUCAUGAUUGCAACUGGAGGGUAUAAAAAGCCUUUUUCGGUGACCAAUGUGUAACUUGACAGUAAACGUCAUUCAAGUGUGCUACCGUAUCGACGCUUGGGCCACUUUCUUAUGGAAAAAAAUCUAUUGCUAUGUUUUUACUCAUAAAUACGUUUAACCGAUGAUUAUUUAGUUCCUGAAAUGUUGCUACAGUUUUGAUGAAUGGGUUACAGACGUUUCUGUCCAUAAUCAUACUCCUGAUUCAGAGCUUGUAUUGUUACAGAAAGAAUUGAACCCAGCCCCGGUCAAUCCUUUUACCUUUAGUCGAGAGACAAUCUCCUAAAAACAUCGUUUUCGUUUUUAAUCUAGGCUGUAUGUCCCCGUAUGGCAUGGAAAAUCGCAAAAUUUCGGAUUCUCAAAUCAAGUCGUCAACACAGCUGGAUGAAAAUCACUCCGCAAAGCAUUCCAGGUUACAUUCAAAGGCAAAUAGGGAAAACGGAGGAAGCUGGUCAGCGCUUAAAAAUGAAGUAAACCAAUGGCUUCAGGUGGACCUUAGUAGUUACAUACGGGUGACGGGCAUUGCUACGCAGGGAAGGAAUGGGCAUGACGAGUGGGUGACCAAGUUCAGACUACAAUACGGUGAAAAUGAAGACAUCUUUCAUUUCUUUGAGGAUCCAGGACAUUUUGCUGCGCAGGUUUGUAUCGUGAAGCAGUUUUCCCAGAUUUCAGUAAUAAAAUGUCGACACUAAUGCAAUAGGCAGUAAAAAUUUACAAAACAAAUUUCGUUCAAUCCCAAUAAGUGAAGCCUUUCCAGUCUAUUUCAAUAUUCCCCUGUCAACUUUGUAGGAAUCCAGCGAAAAUAAAUAAAAUUUUCGAUAGCCAGUAAAUUUUGUUUCCUUUUAACUUACGCGUUUUGAGAAUAGAAAUCUCCCAUCAAUUUUAUUUGUCGAAGUUUUACCACACAAAAAUCUUAGAGCUCAUCCUUUCCGCGUUCAGUUCUGGAAAGAUGUGGAUUAGACUGGCUAAAACAUUUGUUGUUUUGGAGAUCGACGUUCAUCCAAUCGAUGGUAGACAACCCUUAUCAGAAUGUUGCUAAUCUGAAACGAACUGUAAGAAACUAGAACUGCGGCAUUUUGUAUUUAGGCGUUAAGAAAAAUCAAUUCCAAAAAAUCUUUGAGUAAUCAUCUAAGGUAUUUUGCGUUUUUCUAUCAAGGUUUUCAAUGGAAAUACAGACAGUGACACUGUCGUGUACAACACACUGACUCCACCAAUUAUAACGCGUUACAUUCGAUUCAAACCCGCUGAGUGGCACAAUCGAAUAUCAAUGAGAAUUGAGAUCUAUGGCUGUCCAGGUAUCUAGAAUAAUCUUACAUACUUUUAUGGAGAAGUAUUAGAUACCAACGUUUGACUUUCUUUUUGAGCUGCUGUACAAAUAACAAAUUGCAUCUCUUGUCCCCCAUGUCAAUCAUUUUUGGAAAGGCUAUCUGGGGUGUUUUGUGUGUGGUGAAUGACGAUAUCUGACAGGAGUAGGUAGCUAUUAUCAAUCAAAUAAUGGCAUCUGUUAUAAACUGUCACCAUUCUUUUUUUGUCAAACUAAGGUUGCAUAAAUCCUCUCGGAAUGGCAUUUGGAUCGAUAUCUGAUACUCAGAUAAUAGCAUCAUCACAACUGGAUGGUAAUCACUCCGCAUCACAGGCCAGGUUACAUUUCCAAGCGGAUGGUUACAAAGUUGGGGGUUGGUCGGCCCUCACAAAUGAUCGUGACCAAUGGCUUCAAGUGGAUUUUGGUAGUUACACAAAAGUGACGCGUUUGGCGACUCAGGGGAUGAAUGGCUACGAUCAGUGGGUGACCAGAUAUAUGUUACAAUAUAGUGAUGAUGGAAUAACCUUCCACCUCUACAAGGAAGCUACAUCCAGCUCUGCAAAGGUACCAGAUAUCCUAAGCUUUCAUUUUCUCUGCCAAAUUACAGACUUUUGUCAACAGAUAUCAUGCAGAUAACGUUCGCUGCUGCUUCAUGAAAGAGUGUAAAGCUGACACAAGAGAAAGAAAAGAGAAAAAGAAACAUGGUCGAAAAAAGAAGUUCAUCUAUCUAUCCAUCCAUCCAUUUCUCUUUCCCUCCCUCUCUUCUACCCUCCAUCCGUCCAUAAAUCCAUCCAUUCAUCCUUUUAUUCAUCCACCCAUUUAUCCAUCCAGUCGCUCAAUCCAUUUAUCUUCCAAUCCAGUCAUUCUUUCAUCUAUUCAUCCACUAAGCUUUUUGUUCCAAAUUCUGACCUGUCUUAGUCAAUUGUUGAACCGUACUUUGAUUACUGUGGCACUGUAUGGGAUAACAUCAGUGGCCGUUUCACCGAAAAACUCUAUACGUUAUAAAGACUUGCAGCCCGUGUAAUCACCUACUACUGUCGGUUACCUACUAACGAAUCACUGAGUAGACUCGGCUUCUUAUGAUGGCAAAAGUUAUGAAUAGUAUGACCCCAGCCUGGUGAGAAGAUAUCUUCUCGAAUAGUAUUGGGAAGUCAGUGUGUAAUCUAAGAACCUUCAGCAGGAAUCUAGCUUUACCGGUUGUUAACAGACUACUAGCGGAACAGUUUUGUUUACACUGGGACAAAAGUUUGGAAUACGUCAUCAAACGAAAUGAAACAUGAUUAUUCCUUUGUCUAUUGUUUAGGAGUUCGAUGGGAAUCAAGACCAAAAUACUGUUGUUUAUAACAUAUUGAGCCCACCAAUAACCACUCGUUACAUUCGACUGAAACCGCUGGCCUGGAACGACCGGAUAUCGAUGAGAAUGGAGAUCUACGGAUGCCCAGGUACAAUUCGUACUGGCAAUAGCCCGACACAGUUGACGCGGUAGAAACGAUUUAAUAAAGCCUUAAAAGUAACUGAAACCUUGAAAAUCAACCAGACUAUCAAUAUAACUCUUUGACAAUUAAAAAAAAAAUCUUGGGAGCCGGAUGAGAAAUGUUCCGAUUUAUUAAUUUUUGAAAAUUUAAGGUUAGAGAACAAACGUCUCAUGCUCCGCUGAAACGAAGAUUUUAACUGUUGGAAAAGAGAUACACCUUUCACUUUCUUGUCCUGUUUCAAUACAAACAGGUUGUGCAGCACCACUUGGCAUGGAUAGCGGGGCAAUCACCGAUGCACAGAUAAGUGCUUCUUCACAGUGGGAUGGCAAUCGUGGGGCCAGGCAAGGAAGGUUACAUUAUAAGAAACUUCCGGGAACCUCCGGAAGUUGGUCAUCACGUGCAAAUGAUUUAAACCAGUGGUUUCAAGUGGAUCUUGGUCAAUACACGACAGUGACUGGUAUAGCGACCCAAGGCAGACAACGCUAUGACGAAUAUGUGACAGCAUAUAAGUUGCAGUAUAGUGACGAUGGAGUAACUUUUCAGUUUUAUAGGGAGAAGCCACUCGAAACUGAAAAGGUAUACCUAAGUAGUUUUUUUUUUCUUUCUAGUAGUGAUCAGGAGUGAACAUAAAAUCUUAGAAUUAUAAAAGACAAUGUGACAACGUUACCCCAAAUGGGAAACUUCCCAGAAGCUUUAUUGUUCGGGAGUGUAUGAAACCUUUAUCGAUGUUCUGAUCGAAAGCUAAUUUUCCACUUGUCUUGAUAAUUUACAUAGGUCUUUCGUGGAAAUAGUGACAGAGAGACCGUCGUUUAUCACGAAAUACGCGAACCAAUCAGAGCACGCUACAUACGAAUUAGACCGGUGAGUUGGUACCGACACAUAUCUAUGAGGGUUGAGAUUUAUGGCUGUCCAGGUAAGUCCAUUUCUCUUCAUAUUUUCUAUUGUUUGUAAUAUUUAUUACCUUUAUUCUUAUCACUGUCAUUUUUUCUCGUUAUUAACAAUUAAGGUUAAAGUUAGUAUCAUCAGUCUGAUCACCAUUAUUAUCUCUACCGCUAUAGUUAUUAAAAUCAUUAUUAUCUUGAUUAUUAUUAUUAUUUGUUUUCAUUUGUCGUACACGUAGCUGUACAAGCAAAAAACACAUUUGCAAAUCACGAAAGCGUUAUUAAUUACCUGUUAAACGAUAGAAGUAAAGUCACAAAACCAGCCCCUGGCGCGAAAAAAUUCGAGGAAAAAUUCGUGACCUGUUGUCAUCGUAACGUUGAUAAGGAUAAUUUAACCAUGUAGCUUUUCAAAGUUUGUUGGGGCGAUAAAGUUCCUGUAUGGUAUGGCCUCAACUUUUGAAUUUGAUCGGUCAAGUGGGUGGUAUAGCAGGUUAAAAGCGAUUCCAGAUGUUAACACUUAAUUGUACGCAUUACAAGAUCAUUAGUAAAAGGUUUUCAGCCUUUUUGUGGCUAUAUCUGCGAUAUGUUUCUUUCGACAUACUCAGGCUGUGUAUCCCCCCUCGGCAUGGAAAGUAAAUUAAUCUCUGAUGCGCAAAUAUCUGCCUCCUCACAACUGAAUGAUGAUCGUGCUCCGGCACAUGCCAGGUUGCACAGUCAAACAGUCACUGAUGGUAAAAAUGGGGGGUGGUCUGCUCGCAAGAACGACCUUUAUCAAUGGUUUCAAGUGGACCUUGGAAGUAAAGUAAUUGUGACGCGUGUAGCAACACAGGGGAUAGAUGGACUCGACGAGUGGGUGACAAAAUACAGAAUACAAUUUAGCUAUUCUGGAAUAAAUUUCCAAUUUUACAAGAAAGCAGAACACAGUUCUGCACAGGUAUGCCCUUAGCGCUGUAUUCUAACUAUGAAUUCUGAAUGACAGUAAUUAAUGUUUAUCGUACACCGUAAUGGUAUAAUCAAUAUGAUGCCUAUGGAUAUGAACGAGAAACGUUCAGCCCAGUUUAGGCAAUUUGUGUGGUGUAAAUGACUGGUUGGGGGAGAGCAGGUGGCUCGAUGGGUGGUUAGGUGGGUAAGUAAGUUUCUGGGUAAUUGUGAGGAAAGAAAGCAAACUGACUGUUGUUUGUUUAAACUUUCUUUUGAAGGUUUUCGAUGGAAAUGACGACAGUUCCACAGUUGUAGUCAAAAGACUGAGCGAGCCAAUCAGAACACGUUUCGUCCGAUUAUUGCCGCUAGAGUGGCAUAAACACAUAUCAAUGAGAAUUGAGAUUUACGGAUGCCCAGGUAGAGUCGAUCCUUUCGAACGACUUUUGCCUUUCGUGGUUGAAAAGUUUUUCCUUCAAUAACCUGACUAAGGACAUUUUGAAAAACGGGUUACAGAAAUCUUAGCAGCGGCUUGUGGUAAAGGUCUUCAUCUUAGUUAAAUUAAUCAAUGAAAAAGAUGUAGCUUUAGAUGAAUCAAGUCAACCGCAUCAUCGUUUCCAUCCACGAACUAGUUUUUGGUUUUACUUGAUUAUGAAAAGGCCAUAGCAGCACGUGUCUUCUAGGUUGAAAAAAAUUAAAUUCGACUAGUUAGUGUCUAUUAUCAGUAGCUAUUUAAAUUAGAUCUAACCAUUCCCUCAAAGGAAAUUACAUUUUUUCUUCCUGAUUCUUGAUUUGCAUCUCGUAGACUGCAUCGCACCUCUUGGUAUGGAAAGCGGAAAUAUCGCUGACUCAAAGAUAACUACAUCCUCAAUUUUGGAUGACAAUAGCCCUGCAAGUCAGGCCAGGUUAAAUUAUAAAGCGGACGGUGGCUUUGGGGGAGGUUGGUCAUCUCUCAUAAAUGAUGCUAACCAAUGGCUUCAAGUAGAUCUUGGUACUUACACACGUGUGACACGUGUGGCCACUCAAGGAAGGAAUGGGUACGAUCAGUGGGUGACCAAGUAUACGAUGGAGAACAGUGAGGAUGGCCAAAGCUUCCAGGUGUACAAACCAUCUUAUGCUAGCGUUGCGAGGGUAUGUUACACCAUUUUAAGAGUAAUCGUCUCCAACUUUUAAAAGUGGUCUUCCUGAUGAAUUACGUAGCUAAGCCUCGAAAAAAGUGCACCUAAAGGAAACGUUGUAUUGUACUUCUUCUCCUUACUGUGACAAAAAUGUAUGAGAAAAACCCAGCUCCACAUAAGACUGUUAUAAUUUCUAUCAAGAACACCCCUUUGAUGUGACAAAUUUGUCAUCUAAUUUUGAUAUGGGAUAGAAAUUUCUCGCAUGCAAGAUAUCAACAUUUUUCCUUGUUUUUGUCUAAAAGGUUUUUACUGGAAAUCAAAACAGCGAGGCAGUGGUUUACAACAGUUUGAGCCCACCAAUCACAACAAGGUUCAUACGGCUUAUACCGGUGGAGUGGCACAAUCAUAUCUCUAUGAGGAUAGAGAUCUAUGGCUGUCCAGGUGCUUUAAAGGAACAAUUAUAACUAAUCAUUCCAUAAAUAAAAUUAUUGACAAGAACAAAACGCCAUAUAUUUUACAGAUAUGGUCCUUUACGUAAUGAAAUGAAGCAAUCAGAGCUGUUUAACCAACUAAGCAGAAUCUUGUUCUUGGAAGGUUAUUCUAAUGUGUUGCUAUAUUGAAACGAUCCAAAAUAUUAACUUUUAAAACAAUAUAUAUUUUUUCAAACACAGGAUGUGCUGCAGCACUUGGUAUGGAGAAUAAAGAAAUACCUGUUGCCAACAUAAGGGUAUCCUCCCAAAUGGAUGAGGAUCAUGGCGCAAAGGAAGCAAGGUUAAAUUCGAAAGUAGACGGGAACAUGGGAGGGGGAUGGUCUGCCAUGAGCAAUAACUUCAAUCAGUGGCUUCAAGUGGAUAUCGGUGAUAACUCUCGAGUGACAGGUGUUGCGACUCAGGGGAUGAAUGGGAACAACCAGUGGGUGUCCAGAUACCUCAUACAGUAUAGCAGUGACGGAGUGACUUUUGAAUUUUAUAAUGCAACAGAAGACAGUUCUGCAAAGGUAUGAUUACUGCUGAAGAGAUCAGAGAGGUUAGCCGCUUGACCCCAUUUUGACUUAAGUGCUUAUUUUAUGUAUAGCAGUUAAUUGUAGGCCAUACAAUGCUAAACCGAACGUAAGAGUUCUUUCAUGGGCCUUGGUUAUGCAAUAGAAAGUUACCCAGCAAACUGACCAUUUAUGGAUUCCAUUUAAAGCCUUUACUGUCUCAACAUUAGGUAUUUUAUGGAAAUCAGGACAGUGACACAGUUGUAAAAAACAUACUCAGUCCACUGAUAACAGCACGUUACAUUCGCCUGAUGCCUGUUGAGUGGCAUAAUCAUAUAUCGAUGAGGGUGGAAAUCUACGGCUGCUCAGGUAUAGUAACUGCUUUUGCUCAUAGAGACAAAUUGGGUGCGAUACCUGAUAGAGUGUGCAAUAGCUAAUUAGUCUGCCAGUCAAUUUCAAAAUGCACUCAAUUUCAUAAAGGUAAUUGAAUAGGCUGAAGUUCAAAUCGAACGAACGGGUAGCACGUGAUCGAUUUAAAAUCACUGAUUAUCAUUUUAGACCAAAAUUACAUUACACGAAUGUUAACUGUUCCUCUUUUACACUUCUUACAUCAUUUUACUUUUUCUACAAUUUGAUUUGUAGUUUCUCUGUUUUAGUUUUUCAUUCAGAGGAAAAACUAGUGGAGACCUUGUAUACACGAUACUGCUAAGAGCCAGUCAGUGUCGCCAGCGAUCCCAAACAGGAUGCAAUAAUAAUAAAAACAGAUCUCACUCCUCCCUUUUAAAUAUGUUUGUUUUGCGAUGAGAAAAGUUUGCUCGAAUUAGUCUUCAUUUCAUUAGGUUCCCCCGGCGUCGUGCUGUUACGGCGAGUUCCUGUGCAUGUUUCGAUUCAUUUACUUGGAGGAAAACCAGAAACUGGAAUUUGAAACUUUAUUUGACCUUAUAGUGUUUGCUGGUUCGCCAAAUGUACCACCAUCAGAAAUGACGAUAGAAGCUAACACAGACAAAGAAGGGGGAAUACUCGGAGCGCAACAAGGAAACAAGAAAAAAGGUGCCGCUGAAAUUGUUUUCUAAUCGUUGCGUUGUCUCAUCAUCCGACGCGUUGAGUGAACUUCAUAAGUUGUGUAUGGCGACCCAACAACCACCGCAAAAGAAAUUAUUGAAACUAUGCGGCAUAGUUAAUUUUUCUUUCACUUACUCUUGUUUAGGAGUUUACAAGUUUGAUCAUCAUCGUGUUAUGUUUUUUUAAGUUUAUUUCAAUGAAAAAAGAGGUUGGACUUAUGUAGAAUAAGGCAUAAAAGGAUCUGGUUGACUGUGAUUGCACAAAGAGCAUGCGAAUGGUUAAGCUAAGGUGGUAUUGGACGAAACUAAAAAGAUAGUUACAGCUGGAACUAUAUGAGUCUCUUUACAUCACCCCAGGUUGGCGAAAAACCCAGGUUGAGUCAUCGCGAAGGUUGAACCUUGUGUAGUUAAAUGUUGAAAAGCAUUAACUGCUCUUAACGAGUAGCCAUUAUGGAGACCAAGGUUGACUUGACCAAAAAACCAAAAUGUGUUAAAUUUUUUUUUCAAAACACUGGCCCAAGAGCUUGCCUAGGUUUCUGAUGUCACUCAAUAGCUUAUUAUUUGUUUCCUUUAUCAUCUAGGGUCAUCACCCUACCGUCAUUUUGUCGAAAGGGACAUUGUAGUUUUUUUUUGUCGCCUUUAUAGUCCAUAGUUUCAGAAUUUUGGUCGGCAGAAAGGUUGAUCCAGGUCAGUCUCGAGGAAAAAUACACCUCAGUGCAGACAAAUUAAAUGCGUUCGAGAAACACGAAUUUACUGUAUUUAGCAUUUUUCAAGAUGAUUAAGGUGGGCUAAAAAUCAAGCAGGGUAAGGUGGAGAGGUCUGAUAAUACCUUCCUAUCUUAUUUUCGUGGCAUGACGAAACAGUCUUUCCUAGUUGCUCUUUCUUUAUGAGCUACGAGGAAAACCAAUUCCCUCAACUUGGUAGUCCUACUGACGAAUGCUAUUCAUCCUUUGAUAGGCGUCAAGGUACUUGCUGUGGUGUUACCCUUGGUAAUCAUUUUAAUCGCCGUCGUAGCAUUGGGUGUAUUCUUUUACUGGAAAAGGUGAGAAAAAAACUACUUGACGGGAAGACCUACUAUGCCUAACGAAUGUAAAAAUUAUCAUAUCAUGGUACCAAAAAAAUGGGCAGGGUUAAUUUAGUAAAAUACACUUAGAUGUUCGAAUGAUGUUAACAUAUCAUGAAGAUAAAACCCUUCCUUUUGUUCCUGUGAUGUGAACCAAUAAACUUGUUUUUAAAUAGGAGAGGUCAAAAGAAUGUGGACAUCAACACAGUUGCAUUUCAGACGUGAGUACAAAUCGCAUUUAGUUUUUUUUGUUGUUGUUGCUUCCUUGUUUGUAAAGACAAACGUCUAGACCAAAUACAUUUUGGUGCACUGACUCACCGACCAUUAAUUCAAUUGCUGUAUUCCAGAUAUUUUUUAGGACUUUGGUCUUCACAAAAAUGUAUUGAUCAAGUCAUCUUAUGAUACCCAGAUCUCUAACUGUAUAUUGUUUAAUAUGCAAGUACUGGUUUUUUCGGUAAUCAUUUUUUACUCCUCAAACGAAUACUGGUGCUGAUUGAUUUGGUAUUCUGUCAGUUCUAAACCUGCUUUUUUAAAGAGUCGUCAUCUCGGUUAUUCACGUACGCUAUCCACACUUUUUUUUUGCCUUGCAGGGGAACCGAUGAAUUAAACUAUGCAUUGAACAAAAUAUACGAUGAUCGGUAAAUAUCUAAUAUAAAACAAAGUUUGUUUGUAAAGACAAACGUCUAAACCAAAUACUUCUUGGUGCACUGACUCACCAACCAUUAAUUCAUUUGUUGUAUUCCAGAUCUCUUAGGACUAUGGUCUUCACUAAAAUGUAUUGAUCAAGUCAUCUUAUGAUACCCAGAUCUCUAACUGUAUAUUGUUUAAUAUGCAAGUACUGUUUUUUUUGUUCAUCAUAUUUUACACCUCAAACGAAGACUGCUGCUGAUUGAUUUGAUAUUCUGUCAGUUGUAAACCUCCUUUUUUAGGAGUCGUCAUCUCGGUUAUUCACGUACGCUAUCCACACUUUUUUUCUACUUUGCAGGGGAACCGAUGAACUAAACUAUGCAGUGAACAAAAUAUACGAUGAUCGGUAAAUAUCUAAUUUAAAAACACUGAGAAUUGUGGCAUUCUGGUGGAAAUUUUUACCUUGGUCCUUCUUGCUAUGCACUGCAAAAACGUUUACACUUAAAGACAAUCAACGAUGAGACCCAAAAGCUUUAUGAGUACAUAGGACAUGAUAACGACAUUGUUUUGCACGUGGUAUAUGAUAGAAGCUACACACACUUUCCUGACAGAAAAUAAUUAUCAUACGCAGAGAUUUGCCAUGAGUCAUGGAAAUUAUGUAACAUUUCCCAUAAAGCAGUUGGGUAUCAACCAUAACGGACCAUGCUGUUUAGGAUUCAACGUUUUUGCAAUCGCGUAUAAAGAACGCACAAUACGUACACCAACCACAAAAACCUGCGACGCGUCAGUUUUGUUAACAAUCCUUGGCUCAGUUGUUGACUAAUGGUUGAUAUUCUACAGAGUUUGUAUGACAUAAUGAGCGACCUAUCAGGUUUUCUUUUUAAAGUUGAUCUUCAUCACACUUGUACUUCAUUAAAUAAGUAGACUCCAAGUUACCUUAAAUCUGUUUAUUGAUGGAUCUCAGAUGACGUUAAAAUGUGGUAAUUCAUGCUUUUUUUCUACUUAAUUUGACGUCUAUUUUUUCUUGAUGGAUAACUUUUAGCUAAUAUGGUUUUCCGUUAUUGUUCUAGCCCCGUUUGUCCAUGGAGUAGAUAACGCUAAACGCAGGGUAAAUCUCUUUCCGGUGGAUACUGCGGUACAUUUUGUUGUCACUUAUCCGCUGGAUAGCGAUUCAUCCGUUGGAUACCGUUACCACCUCCUGAACAACUGGGCCAAGAUCCAAAUAACAAUUUUUUUUCCUGAUUUCCUUCUUUCGCUUCAGUAAAUCAUCCGGUUACCAACUCCUCAGCGAAGAAAACUUAAGUUGAUGAGAAUAGGUAAUUUUACUCGUAACAAUAGUGCGCAUUUCGAUCGAGAGUCGUAAAACAAAAAGCGAACUAAGUAAUACAAUAGCCAAUCAGAACAAAGGAAAAUAUCACAGGCAACCCAGGACAACUCAAAGCAAACAAACAGCGAACUGCCCGAGACGUGAGAAUGUGGUAUAUUAGGAAAGCGGCGCAACCGAAGCAAACCCAGUUACUUCCGACACUCACCUGGAAAUUUUCCAGUCUAUAUCACGGAAGACUUAGAAGUCCCGGGACCGCAUUUAUGGAAAUAUAUCAAAGCUUUAAUCAUUAAACAGUGUCAUAUUUUUCUUUCUGAUAGGGAUGCGCUGGUGCCUGACUGAAACUGAAAAACUUCAGUAGCAAGGACAUGUUUUAGCUUAUUAGUGUUUUAAGAGAUUUUUAACAACAAAAACAAAAACAAAAUCCUCUGAGGAUUCUAAUCAUUUUCCCAAAUAAUAGUGGUUGUAAAAAACGCCAAGCGAAAGUAACAGGUACCGUUUUUCUUAUUAGUUAGAGGAGAAUGAGUUAGGUAGUCAGUUUUUGAAUGUGCAAAUAUCUCUGAAAAGAUGGUCAAGUUUAGUUUGUUUGCUGUCUAAACGAUGUAAGUGUAUGGCAAUGGAUGAUUACUGGCUCAUAGAGCGUUAUCACAUCAACCAAUCAGAAGAUUAGAAAAUACCUUUAAAAACCAAAGAGAACUCAAAAUAAAACCACGCAAACUGCCCAAAGCGCGGGAGAACACGGGUGACCAAGUCGUGAUUGGCUUUAGUUUUGUAUCUGAUUGGUUUAGAGAGUAUAUGGCGCGAGUUCUUUGGACCAAUCAUAGAGCGGAGUGAGGGAAAUCCAAAGCAAUCCCUGAUUACUUUCGACACCCCAUUAAAAACCGCUCUGCUUUAAAAAGCACACAAAAAUUCGUUGUUCAACU
This is a messenger RNA of Pocillopora meandrina, 29069 nucleotides long. NCBI's taxonomy places the organism in Eukaryota, Metazoa, Cnidaria, Anthozoa, Scleractinia, Pocilloporidae. The record is from the annotation of a GenBank genome assembly.